GGCGGUAGAGAACUAGGCAGGGGGUCCUAUGGCAAAGGAAGGCUAUGUGCCUACAUGUGAGUGCGGAAGGGACACAGCUGGCCCGGCACCGGGCUUGCGAGUGUCUGCUGCAGUCCCGGAGCCAGGACCUCGGGUCUGAGUGGCUUGGAGGUGCUGAGAUCUCGGAGGGAAGGAAAGACAUCCCCCUGCCCCGGGGAAGGGGCCUCUUCUGGCCAUGUCUCCCGCAGCUGCUGCUGAGCCGGACGGGGACCAGCACGACAGGCUUGUCAGCAAGCUCAUUUUCUUCUUCUUUGUCUUUGGCGCCAUCCUGUUGUGUGUGGGGGUCCUGCUCUCCAUCUUUGGGUUCCAGGCCUGCCAGUAUGAACCCCUGCCACACUGCAGCAUGAUGCUGAAGGUCGCGGGGCCCGCGUGUGCCGUGGUUGGGCUUGGGGCUGUGAUCCUGGCUCGUUCCCGGGCACGACUUCAGCUGAGUGAGGGGCGGCGGCGAGGCCACCACACAGACCCUGACCGAGCCUUCAUCUGUGGGGAGAGCCGCCAGUUUGCCCAGUGCCUCGUCUUCGGGUUUCUGUUCUUGACGAGCGGCAUGCUCAUCAGUGUGCUGGGCAUCUGGGUGCCCGGAUGCGGCUCAGACUGGGCGCAGGAGCCGCUGAACGACACAGACUCUGCCGACGCGGAGCCCCAGAUCUGUGGCUUCCUUUCUCUGCAGAUCCUGGGGCCCUUGACUGUGCUCGUGGGAUUGUGUUUCUUCGUAGUUGCCCACGUCAAGAAGAGAAACAACCUGAAUGCUGGCCAGGAUGUUCCUGAAAGCGAAGAGGGACAGACCCAGAGCACGGAGCCUGUCCAGGUCACCGUAGGUGAUUCGGUGAUCAUAUUUCCACCCCCUCCACCACCUUACUUUCCUGAGUCUUCGGCUGCUGCGGGAACUCAAAGUCCUGGGGCUCACGGUUUGGUUCCGAAUGAAAGUCCACCUUCAUAUUACAGUAUCUUUAACCAUGGGUAAGCCUUUCCGUGUGAGCUCCAAGAGUAGGCAUGCUUAGCCUUUCCAGGCCUGUGCCUGAAUUCCGGCCAAACGAGCUUUAAGGCCGUGACACGAGAGUAAACAUGUGCGUGUAUGUUUUUUGCUGAUGUUAUGUCACAACUAUUGCCUUGAUAUUAACAAUAACUUUCAGGAAACUUCUGGGCAGCACAUAGGCUAAAAAUGAUAAAAGUGGUUAUUCUUGGUUAAUAUGACCCCUUCUCCAGGCAUCUUUAUCUGCUCCCAGCAGGGGUGACGCUCAGAGUGUUUAAGAAGCCAUGGAUGGGGCUGAGUGCUGGAGCUGGGGCAGGAGGCCCCCGCUCCCCUAGGCUUUACUGCUUUAGAUUGUGAGGAGGUGCGAGGAGGUGAAGAUGGGUUUCAAUAAUCUGACAGCAGCGCUUGGGUGACUGCGCCCUGACCUGACCCAGCUGGGCCCCUGCCUCAACAUUCCGUUGUUCUCUGGGCCUCAGGGAGCAUAAGGUCCACACCCACCCCACGCGGAAGGCAGCGAGGCUGACUCUAUGGGACAGGCUGAGGCACCAGGAGCCUGGGACUGUGGGUGCUGGUGUGGGAGGGGUCCGGAGCGGAGGUGGCACUGAGGGAGAGGGAGAGAUGAUGAUUUCCAGAAUGCGUGACAGGGACAGUGGAGAGGUCCCCACUGAGGGAAGGAGGGAGGCACGCUCGUUUUGGCAGGGAGGUGGUGGCUGGCUGGCGGUGCAGAGACAGCGGGACGUGGGCCUUGGAGGCAGACUGGACAGGGCUAGGUCUUGGAAGAGAGAGCAGGUGCUGGAGAUGGGGCCGCAGAGGUUGCUGAAACCAGAGGGCAAGGAGCCAGAGACCUGUGGGGCACCCACGGGAGGGAAGGUGUGCUAGGAAGGGGUCCCGGGGAGUGCCAGGGACGGAGGGGCCCAGGAGACCCUGGAGAUGGCAGCGUGCUUAGGAAGCAGGGCGGGAGCAGGCUCUGGUGGCACCUUCCGGAAUGGGGAGCCAGGGUGUAGGAAGGGAGGGAAGGACUGCUGGGAAUUGUCACAGGACUUAGUGGGAGGGGUGGGCAGUACCGAGGCAGAUCUGCUUUCUAGACAGUGAGAAGUGGGUUUCUGAGCAGUGAGAAGUAGGGCCUGAAGGGCGUGACCAUUGUUGGGGAUGGGCCCCCCUUACCUGUCCUUUGUGUUUAAGGCACACCCUGGGGAGUCAGGGACCCCCUCCCCCUACUGCCCAGGAGGAAGGAGCAGCCCUGGGGCCUGCAGGGGGGCGGGUGGAUGCCUGCCUUCCCCCUGGGGCCUAGAGGGAAUGAAGUUGUGUAGGGAUCCUUUUUCCACAAAGUAAGGGAAAGACAAUCUCAUAGACUGUCUGAUGAGAGAGGGAAAGAGGUGGCUGCCAAGGACAGAGGUUUUUGAGCUUCACGGUGAGUAGUGAGCUAGGGAUCCAGGGAGGUGAAUGCAGGAGUUGCCCUCUAUGGAGAAAGGGCAGCUUAGGGCUGGAUAUUUGUAGAGUUCUAAUAAUGAAUUUUUAUAUGGUUUUCCUCUGAUGAAGAACUUCCCUAAACCAUAAAAUCAAUGUCUAGUAAUUUAAAAAAAAAACUGCUGCUGCUGCUGUGAUUUCUGUGUUCCUGGGUCUGGCUUUUCUGGCUGUGCUUCAUGUUAUUCUCAUAACCACUGUAGGAGGAAGGCACUGUUUUCACCCCCAUUUUAUAGAUAAGCAAACUGAGGCCUACAGAGGUGAAAUAACUUGCCCAGGAUCACACAGUUGGAAGGCAGCAGAGUGGAAUUCCAGGGCAGGUCGUGAGUGCAUGUCAUUGAGCAGUGUGCCUUCUUGUCCCCCUUCACACUUUUGGCUUAAUGUUUUCAUUUCCUGUUUGCUUAAGUUUGUCUACCUUAUGUUAGCUGUCCCAGAAGACAAAAUAGCAGAGAAUAGUAGCUGUGUGUGUGUGUGUGUGUGUGUGCGUGCACACAUGCGUGUUUUGGAUGGCAGCUAUACCUUUGUACUCAAUGUCUUUUCAGUGACGAGGGGAAUGACAACAGGAGUGAGACUGUCUUA
This is a messenger RNA of Lemur catta (Ring-tailed lemur), 3052 nucleotides long. RefSeq names its product transmembrane protein 171 (gene TMEM171). Lineage: Eukaryota; Metazoa; Chordata; Mammalia; Primates; Lemuridae. The record is from RefSeq and is a predicted model, not a curated record. Bases 215 to 1000 code for a protein of 261 amino acids. The transcript has 3 exons.